AUGGAGAAAUCCAGAAACUUUCGGAUCGACGCGCUUCUCGCGGUCGACUCGCCCCGGGCGCAGACCUCACCGCUGGCCCUGGUCACCUCGCUGUCCUCCUCCUCCCUCUCCUCCUGCUCCGAGGGACUCACCUCCUCCUCAGCCGCCGAGCACAACACCGGCGCUGCCGACUCGUUACGCACCGAGACGCCAUCCCCGCCGAGGGUUUCCGCCAGCGGGUUGAUCCCGAAGCCCGGGUACCUGAGCGCUCCUCACGCGAUGCUUGGAUUACACCCGCAGAGCUCCGGCCUGCCGCCCCAGGCGCUGUACGGACACCCCAUGUACAGCUACUCCGCUGCCGCCGCGGCGCUGGGGCAGCACCCGGCCCUCUCCUACCCCUACCCGCACCCGCACUCCCACCCGCACCACCCGCACCACCACAGCGACUCCAUCAAACUCACCGCAAGCACCUUCCAGCUGGACCACUGGCUCCGUGUCUCCACCGCGGGCAUGAUGAUGCCCAAGAUGUCCGACUUCAACUCUCAGACGCAGUCCAACCUGCUGGGGAAGUGCAGACGUCCCAGAACCGCGUUCACCAGCCAGCAGCUCCUGGAGCUCGAGCACCAGUUCAAACUCAACAAGUACCUCUCACGACCCAAACGCUUCGAGGUGGCCACGUCCUUGAUGCUGACGGAAACACAGGUCAAAAUCUGGUUCCAGAACCGCCGCAUGAAGUGGAAGAGGAGCAAGAAGGCGAAGGAGCAGGCAGCGCAGGACGCCGACAAGAAGGGCUCCAAACACAGCGGCGCGGAGAAAACGGACUCCAAGAACGGACGCAUCAGGGAUUUCAGGGACAGUGCUGAGGACGACGACGAUGAUGAAGGAGGAGGAGGAGGAGGCGAUGGCGGAGGAGGAGGAGGAGGAGGAGAAAGAGGGACAUUCUUGUACAACUCGUCGGAUUGCUCUUCGGACGACGAGAGAAAUCACACGAGCGACUCGAGACUCCAGCCGUGA
Gadus chalcogrammus (walleye pollock) is the source of this 993-nucleotide messenger RNA. It is a transcript of the gene mnx1, whose product is annotated as motor neuron and pancreas homeobox 1. The coding region runs from base 1 to 993 and encodes 330 amino acids. The record is from RefSeq and is a predicted model, not a curated record. Gene Ontology annotation, biological process: central nervous system development; endocrine pancreas development; neuron projection morphogenesis. Gene Ontology annotation, molecular function: DNA-binding transcription factor activity, RNA polymerase II-specific; sequence-specific double-stranded DNA binding. Gene Ontology annotation, cellular component: nucleus. NCBI's taxonomy places the organism in Eukaryota, Metazoa, Chordata, Actinopteri, Gadiformes, Gadidae. The transcript has 3 exons.